AUGGCCAAAUUCAACGAUGUUCUGGGUUUCUUGACUAGACAUCCUUCAAUUAUCGACUUGGAGGCCGCUUAUACGCUGUCACCCGCCCGAGAAAUCGUCUUUCUGGAUCGUGAACAGCAUUUUAAAUUCCUCACAUCACUGGAAAUGGUGUCGGAAGUCUACCCUCCGAGUCUAUACCUUCCAUUCGACUACAACACCUUCAACCACGCCCUAUAUCUCCUUCCUUGCAGCGCUCCACAUGUCACAGCCUUACAUAUCUCAUUCUACCCGGAGGCCGGCAUCGCAGACUGGCUUUACAAGCACAUAUUACAGGAGAACAGUCCGCUCGCCGCUCUAGCAGUGGUAACUACCCUCAACCUCUUCCUGUCUUGGAAUAUGUGGCGGAGUGAUGUGAGAGUUCUGAUCUCAAUUCCUCGCUCGCUUUCCACAACUCCAACAUCUUACGUACGCUUCACCCCUACCCGACGUGGAAAGAGAAAAGCAAACGUCAUUUAUUCAGGAGAUUAUGUUGGCGUGCCCUGA
This is a messenger RNA of Laccaria bicolor S238N-H82, 522 nucleotides long. RefSeq lists its product as uncharacterized. NCBI's taxonomy places the organism in Eukaryota, Fungi, Basidiomycota, Agaricomycetes, Agaricales, Hydnangiaceae. The record is from RefSeq and is a predicted model, not a curated record. The transcript has 2 exons. Bases 1 to 522 code for a protein of 173 amino acids.